AAGGAAUUCCUAGUAUUGACUAUAUAAACUAUUCUAAUUUAACGAAGAGUCGGCUUUGAGUUUGACUAUAACUUCAAAUUAUGAGCAAAGAAGGGGCAGAAGGGGCGAGUGGAGGAGAAGAGCAAGUCAAAGACUUAGAAACUGAACUCCAGCAGUAUAAGAAGAAGCUUAAGGAUGCUGUUAAAGAUAUCAAAGACUUGGAAACUAAACUCAAGCAGUAUGAGGAGGAUGCUACUAAGCAUGCCAAAGAUUUAGAAAUGAAGGAGCUUGGCGAUGACAGAAUAAAAGAAGAGAUGUGUCACAAGUUACAAGAAAGUGCUAAAGAAAAGGACAGGCUCAUCAAAAUGCUAAUUCAAAAGCUUCAAGCCACGGAAGAAGAGUUGAAAGAAGCUAAAAUAACACAUAAAGACCGUAUGAGUAAAGCAAUAAAUGACAAUGUAAGCAAAGACAGUCAGAUUGCCCAAUUAGUGAAAAAAAGUCAAAAUCUACAAGAAAAGCUUACUAAGAAAGAAGCAGAGGUGGAAGUAGUCAAAUCACAUGCAGUUCACAUGAGUACAGAGCUGACUGAAAAAGAAGAAGAGAUUGCCAUGCUAAUAAAUAAAAUCACUUCAUUAGAAGAAAAGCUACAACAACAGAUACAAGAGGCAAAGGAGAAGUUGGAAGAGGAACAACAAAUAUGCAGAGUGCAAAUAGAAGAAGUAAACCAAACUUGUGCUCAGAGGACCAAAGAAAUACGGCGUGAAGUUGAAGAACAGCUACAGAUUGUGAGGCAAAAUGAUAGACGAGAGAUAGCCAAGGAAGUGGUGAAAGAAGCUAUAAUGGAAAUCCCAGAAAUUAAAACAAUAUGUCAACAGCUAGAGGCUAUGAAUCAAAAAAUAGAUAAAAUUAGUAAAGAAAAAGAGGAAUCCAGCAUCCCCACAGUGAUCACAACAAAUGCAGUGGCAGAGUCCAAUCCUACUGGAACACAUUCUUACGGAUUUUGUACACUGUCAAAUCCAUCAAGUGACUAUAGUGUUGAGCCACAUCUUGAUUCACCAAUCCAAGAAACAUAUGACAAGAAUAUUGAUAAAGAUGACAAUAACAAAAGCAGCAAUGAUGAAGAUGACAAAAACUGA
Messenger RNA from Amphimedon queenslandica, 1115 nucleotides. Its product is annotated as myosin-11-like. Bases 81 to 1115 code for a protein of 344 amino acids. The record is from RefSeq and is a predicted model, not a curated record. NCBI's taxonomy places the organism in Eukaryota, Metazoa, Porifera, Demospongiae, Haplosclerida, Niphatidae. The transcript is spliced from 6 exons.